CAAGGGUUGUGGAACAUUUUCCCAGGGUGGAAGAGGGUCAGGAUGGAGGAAAAUCGAUGGGUAAAAAACAUAAAUGUAGCAGCUCUUGGUGGCGAGGUGGCUGUAAAGAAACUGUGGGGUCUGAGUGGACAAAAAGGCUAAAUGAAAAGAAGAGAGCAGUACAUAGAGCCAACUGAAGGAGGAAACUGAACUUACAGCUAUUCUCCCUUCUGAAUUCGUUAAACGCUUUCGUCCAAAGAGCCCAACCUGGUGAGAAGCAGCGUUCAUUCGUUCCCUUCUCUGGCUAGGCGCCCCUCCCUUUCUCGAGCCCCCUUGGGCAGGGAGCGUGUCGUGGCCCCUGCUCUUGAGCUUCUCUCAUUGGGAGUGCGGAGCUGAGCUCAUGGCCUGGCCGGGAUCUGCGGCCGCCACUGCCUUUGCUGCCACCGCCCGUCUCCAGCUGGUGUAAGCUACGGACCAACUGACUGACGGACUAACAAGCCCUGAGCAGCCGCUGAGCCCCGAGCCAGGGACGCAGCGCUGGGGCUGAGCCCGCGACUGCCCCCGCUCCUCUCUGGGAUUAUUCAAUGCCUGAUAAAGGAGCGACAGAGCCAAGCACCAAACGGAGAGGACCUGAGCUGCAUGGGAGGAAAUGAGUGUGGCAGAGAAGCAGCCACCCCCCGCACCGCGUGAGCGCCCGGUCACCCUCCUGGUCCCUACUUGGACUAAAACGGGUAUUGCACUGUUGUAUGAUGAAGGAUCUGAAAAUGCUUUUGACAUCCGAUUGAAGCUUACAAAAGAGGUACUCACAAUACAAAAACAAGAUGUUGUCUGUGUUAGUGGCAGCAAUCACAGUACAAAUCACAGAACUGUUACACUUCACAGACAACCUGUCGGUGGCUUGGGCCUAAGUAUUAAGGGUGGUGCUGAACACAAGGUACCUGUCGUCAUCUCAAAAAUUUUCAAAGAUCAAGCAGCUGACCAAACAGGAAUGUUAUUUAUAGGAGAUGCAGUAAUACAGGUCAAUGGCAUUAAUGUAGAAAAUGCAACACAUGAGGAAGUGGUACAUCUAUUACGAAAUGCUGGCGAUGAAGUUACCAUCACUGUUCAGUAUCUCAGGGAAGCUCCGUCAUUUCUGAAGCUCCCAUUAGGGUCCCCAGGGCCAUCCAGUGAUCACAGCAGUGGGGCUUCUUCACCUCUCUUUGAUAGUGGUUUACAUUUAAAUGGAAACUCCAGCAACACAGCACCAUCAUCACCUUCCUCGCCCAUAGCUAAUGAACCAAAAUAUGAGAAGCGCUGGCUAGACACCUUAUCAGUUCCUCUCUCUAUGGCUCGAAUCUCAAGGUACAAAGCUGGAACAGAUAAAUUAAGAUCUAAUGCUUUUGAAGUGCUAGCCCUGGAUGGAGUCAGUACCGGCAUCAUUCAGUUUUAUACAUCCCAGGAGAGUGCUGACUGGCUAAGAGCAGUAUCAACUAACAUUGGCGAUUUGACACUUCAAAAUAUGAAAAUGGCAAAUAAAUGCUGUUCUCCUUGUGACCAGGUUGUACAUAUGGGGUGGGUAAAUGAGAGGAUCCAGGGAAUUGACUCAUCUCAACCCUACAAAUACAAGUUCCUGGCCCUGAAAGGUUCAUCUUUCUACAUUUUCAGCACUCCACCGGUGAGUACAUUAGACUGGGUACGAGCUGAAAAAAUCUAUAACCUCUGUGAGGUACUAUUUAAAGUUCACAAGCUCUGGCUUGCUGAUGACUGCUGGUUACAAGCAAAUUUUUAUCUAGGUCUUCACCAGGACUACGACCUGGAAGACCAACGGCCAUAUUGCUUCAGUGUCAUGGUUGGACAGGGAAAAAGUCAUUUUUUCAAUGUAGAGCUAGGAAGCGAACUAGCUGUGUGGGAAAAAUCGUUCCAAAGAGCCAUUUUUAUGGAAGUUCAAAGGACAGGGAGAAAAGCUUCUAUAUGUGUUUGACACCACCGGUACAUGAUGUUUAAGGACUCUUUGAAGCCUAUACUAAGCAGUGGUUACAAAAGUCAAAGGAAUCAAGAUAAAUUGUACAGAAAUAAUAAUAACAGCCAUAAUAAACUUCACAUGUGUAUGUAUCUUUAGUUUUCAAAAAAGGUUUACAAUUUAUUUACUCAUUUAAUUUUCACUAAAAUCAUUUGUGAUAUUAUUUAUUCUUGUUGUACUUCUAAAUAGAAUAUCUAAGCUCCUUGAUGGCAGACAAUGACAUUCUUAUUCAUUAUCAUUUUACCUUUUUAGUCCUAAUGCCUAGUAUAAUAUGAGCAUUAAAAGAUCACCUCCUCUGGUGAGAGGUCUCUUUUUAGUGCUCCUGAUCCAUCCUUGAUGUCUAUCCGACACUCAGCUCCACUUGUGACUCCAAGAAGCUGUAGCGUGUGUAGUGGCCACAUGGUGGUAAACAUCUCAACACAUGGGCUAACCAAGAUGAGGGUAACCAAAAGGUCUCAGACCAUUGGUGAUUUAGAGGAGUGUCUAACCCAAGCAUAUGCAGACUCCCCCCCCCCCAAACCUUCCAUGAAAUGUGAGAAUGAGAACAAAUUGUUCCAACUGCCAGGAAGGCAACAGAAGCAGGUUCCCAGAAUGUUCAGAACUUAAUCAAACAUCAAACAUGUCUAAUGCUGCACUCCAAGAUGUUGCCAGGCAUCCUAACUUUUGUCUUCCCACUGGUCUCUGGACCAAAGAGUAAGGCUGACAACUUUAUGCAACUCUGCCUCACUUAAAUCCAAUUAAUGGGUAAGUCAAGAUAUCACCACCCUGUGAUGUUACUGGUUCUCUUAAAAAACAAAGGACAAAUACUAACCACAAAAAAAUCUUAUAUAAAGUGGGCAAUUUGUAAAUGUUUCUUGGAUUCAGUUAGACUAAAUCCAUCCUCCUACUAAAAGUGUUCUUGCUUUCCUUAAUUUUCCUAAAAUAUUUUGUCUAAAUUUCUUUUUUAUUCUUAUAUCUUUCUAUCAUGUAUUGUGCUCACUUGGGUAACAUGCAUUAUCCUACUAUUAGACCAGUGGUUCUCAACCUUUCUAAUGCCAUAACCCCGCAAUACAGUUCCUCAUCUUGUGGUGACUGCAAACCAAAAAAUUAUUUUGGUGGCUACUUCAAAACUGUAAUUUUGCUACAAUUAUGAUUUGGAAUGUAAAUGCCUGAUAAGCAUUAUGUAUUCUCAUUGCUAUAAAUUGAGAGGUUCAGAAUCACUGUAUUAGACUGUAAACUCCUAGAUAUCAGGGAUUAUCUUUGUAUUCCUAACAUAUAGCCCUUUGCCCUACAAGAAGUAGGUAUUUAGUGAAUUAAAUUACUCAGUGCAAUUACAUUAUUUUUUUUAAUUUCAAUAUCUCUUCCAGGAAUAGUAAUUCUAUUAAGCUAUUAAAUCUGUGGUCCAAGGAUUUAAUGGCAAAAAUAAAGCAGUGGCUCAAAGGAUACAAAUAUUAAUCUCAGAUAAUCUCUAAAUUAUUCAAUGCUCUGUGCAAACCUUGUGCAUAUUAUCAUAGAAUGCCAUGUCAAUCAGCUAAUGCUGAUACUUUAAAAGUAAAUGUAUUAAUUGUCUUAGCAUCACUAAAUAACCCAGGCAAAGAUGAUAUUGUGGGUGUCAGUGUUAGGUCCCUUUUUAUUAAUGCUUUGGAUAAAGGCAGAAUUCAAUUGAAUAAAAUUUAUUAUUAUAGUGAGCAGAGAAUUAAAGAUAGGAUGUUUUGACAAACCCCAUAUAAUCCACACCCUCCUAUAAUUUAUAGUCUGUUUUUGAAGUAAUAUAGUUCUUACUAAAACAAAAUAAUAUACUAUGUCUAUUAGAGAGAUACCACCUCUGUCCCCAUAUACAAAAAAGUCCUUUUUAAGGCCUGAGAGGGAAAAGAUCAUUGCCAACCUGGGAAAUAGAGUCUCCUUUUAUGUGAAGUAAAACCUCAUUUAACUGAAAACCAAACUAAGCAUAGUCCUCAAUUGACUAUAGUUUUGCUGUCUCUCAUUUUAAGGAAAAAGUUGUAAAUUAUAAGAAAACAAAUAUAGAUCAUGGAUUCAAUUAAAAAUAACUGUUUCUAGGGAAUUCCAUGUCAUUAUUACACACUUAGGCUAUUCCUCUAAACUCAUGAUGGCAAACCUAUGGCACAUGUACCAAAGAGGGCACCCAAAGCCUUCUCUGUGGGCAUGUGUAAUUACUAGGAAGGCAGAGAUGCUGCUCCUUUUCCUCUUUCCACAGAGCUUGAGGACAUUUUUUUUCACUUUACCUGUCCCUCUGCCCAGCAGCCCAAUGGGAGCAUUUCCUCCCCUGUCUGGGUAGGCAGGGCAAAACACUUGGUCUGGGUGUGGGAGGUAGGAAGGACAGCACACAAUAUGGGUGGAGCAGGUCACAUAGUUUCUUAAAGGUUUACCAUCACUGCUCUAUACUUUCCACAGCUUCCUAAGAAGUUUUGAAAACUGAUAGAACUGAAGAAUCAAAGGCUUGGCUAGAUACUUAAUCAUUGAAUAAUAAAAAUAAAAGCUAACAUCCAUGUAACAGUUUAAAUGGUUGUUAUAAAAAUUAUUUACUACAUUGUCUAAGUUGAUCAUCACACAACCCUGUUAGAUAGGUACUAUAAUUAUACCCAUUUUAUGAUUAAAGAAACUGAGACUAAGAAAAUUUUCAGUGACUUGUCCAGGGUUAUAGAGCUUGUAAGCAUCUUAGUAGAGUAUGAGAUGAUUUUAUGCAUGUAAGAUAUACAAUUUUUCAUCCAUAAUCAAACAAUAAGCAUUCAUUAAGUAUUUACUGUGUAUCAGGAAUUAUUUAAGGCACUUGAAAUAUAAGUACAAUAAAAGGGGAAAAUCUAUCUCUGCAAUACAUCCUAUCUUAUCCAGCAGAUUGUUCCAUGAUCAUCAUCAUCUCUCUUAUCUUCAGUCUCUCAAAUUAUUUCUUAAUGUUUACAAAAUGCCUGCAUGUCCUUCACUCUCAAAAAAUCCUCACUUGAUCCAUCCAUCCCUGUUCAUCAUCAUCUCAUAUGUCUCCUCUUUUUUGUGUCUAAACUCAUUGAAAAGGUUCAAAAGAUUAUUCCACUUAGUUUUUCUCUUUCUUUUCCUUCUGACCUCAUCACUGAAUCAAAACUUCCCUCACUAAAAUUACCAACAAUCUCAUUCAACAAAUCGAAUGGCAUUUUCUUAGUCUUCAUCCUUCCUGAAAUUUUCCUCUUUGACUAGUCCUUCUCAGUUCCCUUUGCUGCAUCUUCACCUAAAUCACAUAUCUAUUCUCUCUCUCUAUUUCACUUAGUUAUCUCAUCAGUAUCCAUAGAUUUAAUUGUCAUCUCCAUGUGGAUAAUUCUCAUAUAUAUUUAUCCAGCCCUCACCUCUCUGCUAUCUUCUAGUCUCUCAUUUCCAGUUGUCUAUUUUAUAUCUAGAUAUUGAUCUCAAACUCAGCAUGUCCAAAAUUUAACUCAUUAUCUUUCCCAAAAAAACACUCUCUUUUAAAUAAUUUACCUAUUAGUCUUAGGAGAACUACCUUCCUCUCAGAUACAAAGGCUAGCAAUGUAUCACCAUCAAGUCUUCACUCUCUCUCACUUCCUAUAUUCAAUCUAUUGCCAAGGUCUUUUGAAUUUUUCCUUCAUUAGAUCUCUUUUCUUCUCUGAGCCCUUGGGACAUGCCCUCAUGUCCCAAUAUUGCAAUAGCCUCCUGGUAGUUCUCCCUACAACAUACCUGUCCCUACUCCAGUCCAUCUUCUACUCACAGAAGCAGCUAGACAUAAAGAAUAGAGUGAUGACCCCAGAGUUAGGAAGUCCUAAGUUAAAUUCCAAUCUUAGGUAGAAAAUCGAUGUGUGACUCUGGGUAGUCACAAAAUCUCCAUCUACCUCAAUUUCCUCUAUAAAAUGGUGAUAAUAAUAGCAUGUACCUUACAAGGCUCCGUUAGUAUCAAUUUAGAUAUUAUUUGUAAAGCAUUUUGCAAACCUUGAAGUAUUAUAUGAAUGGUAGCAAAGGGCUUAGCGUAUGGUAGGAUGUCUAAUAAAUAUUUAUCUGUUGAGUGACUAAAGGAUUUUUUUUAUAUUCCAAUAGGGGUAACAACAUAUAUAUAUAUAUAUAUGUCUAUAAUAUAUAUAUAUAUGUAUAAUAUGUAUAGGUAUACAACAUAAUUAUGAAAGAGAAUAAAUACAAAUGAGUAUAAAGCAUAUAAAUACAAAUUAUUUUGGAGUGGAAUGCAUUAACACAGGGAAGAAAUAAGAGAUUUUAUCCAGAAGAUGUUACUCAAAUUACAUCUUUGAGAAUAAACAGAACUCUCUGAGGUGGAAAAAAUAGGUAAUGUAUUCCAGUCAUAGAUUAUGACCAGUACAGAUAGGAGAUGGAAUACUUUUUAUGAGGAACAAAAAGGAUAGCUAUGUUAGCUUGAAUAUUUCAUGAGUAGUUGGGGUAUAAUGUCCAAAUGAAGUAGAAAAUAAGUUAGGUCCAGAUUGUGAAAGGAAUAAAAAGGAAAAAAUAGAAUUAAAAAAAAAGAAAAAUGAAUAAAAAGAAAAAAAAUACAUUUAAAAAAGGAAUAACUUUUUAUGUACAAAAAAGUUACUCUUUUCUCCUAGAAACAAUAGUAUUUGACUAGGUCAUCAUUUUGACAGCAUGGAAUAGCAAUGAGGAAGCAGACAGUUGAUGCAGAUAAUCAAUUGGGAGACUUGAAAUAAUCUAGAUGAGAGAUGAUGAGGACCAACACAAAGUAGUGGUUUUAUGAGUGAAGAGAAAGGGCCAGAUAUGAUAGUGGGAGUACAUAGAGUAAAAGUUAUACACUGAUCAGAUAUCAAGAGUAAGGAAGAGGGAGGAAUCAAGGAUGAUGGUGCCAAGAUUACAAACCUAGAGACUGGAAAGAUGGUGAAUGGUGAAGUUUAGAAGAGAACACGAAUGUGAAACCUUUUUAAAGUUCAGAAGACCUGGGCAACUCCACAUUAUUUCAUACUUGUGGCCCAAAUAUGCAUAUACCAGAUGUGAGUGCUUAACUUUCAAUGUUAGCACACUCUUUAAAGGUCCUCUAGAUUGAGAAUAAAAAAUCCUAAAUUUGGGGAAAACAUAUGUUGAAAGAUUCAGAAAACAGUAGAUAAACUCCCAUGGCAAAAAUGCUAUAGAAGAGGCUCAUAGGAGAGGGAUGAAAGAUACGUUCUUAAAUAUAUUUAAAUGUUUUAAUUAUUAAUAUUCAAAAAUGAAAUUCUAUAUACAAAUGGAAAUAAUUGAAAUAAAGAAGAAAAACUGAGAUUUGUUUGAAGAUGUCAAUAUGCAUGUGCAAGGAAUUUACCCAUCAACUGAUAGUGAAGAAAAAAAAUAUAGAUGAUAGAAGCAAGGCUAGGGAAUAAAAGAUGAAUAUAAAAGAAUAGUAUCACUCUAUAAAAUUAUAAUAAAAAAAUGCUAAAUACCAAAAUGAUCUGUGAAUGACUAGGGAAGCUACAGAGAACCAAAAUAAAUUUUAUGCUAUGUUGAUAGAACAAGGUUAAAACAAUGUAGCCUGUCUACUUGCAAGAUCCAUAAUCCAUAAUCCAUAAUCCAUAGAGAGAGAAGACAAAAUUGAUCAAUUAUCAUUUUGCUUUUGUUUUCUCUUCAAAAGACACUGAGAUCCCUAAUUUACAAAUGGUCUAAGGAUAUGCACAUGCAAUUUUCAGACAAAAAAAUCAAAGCCAUCAAUAAUAAUAUAAAAUUGUUCUAAAUCUCUCUUGAUUAGAGAAAUGCAAAUUAAAAGAAUUCUGAGGUACCAUCUUGCACCUAACAUAUCAGCCAAUAUAGCAGUAAAUGAAAGUGAUAACUGUUGGAGGAGAUGUGGUAAAAAGUAAUGCAUUAUUGGUGGAGUUGUGAACUAAUCCAACUAUUUUGGAAGGGGAUUUGGACCUAUACCCAAAGGAGUACAAAACUGUGUAUCUUUUGAUCUGGUAAUACCACUACUAGGUCUGUAUCCCAAAGAAAUUAUAAAAAAGAGGAAAUGACCUACGUGUACAAAAAGAUUUAUAGCUACUCUUUUUGUGGUGCCAAAAAUUGGAAAUUGAAGGAAUGUCCAUCAAUUGGGGAAUCUCUGAAAAAAUUGUAGAACAUGUUGGUAAUAGAAUACUAUUGUGCUAUAAGAAGUGAUAAAGCAAGCUGAUUUCAGAUAAAGCUGGAAAGAUCUGUGGAAACUGAUGUAAAGUGAAAUAAGCAGAAUUGAGAGAACAUUGUAUAUAGUCACAACAAUAUUGGGUGAUUAUCUGUGAAAACUUGGCUACUCUCAGCAAUGCACAAAUCUUGAAUAAUCCUGAAAGACUUAUGAUGGGUGCUAUCCACCUACAGAGAGAGAACUGAUGGAGUCAUUUUUCACAUCAAUGUAUUUAUGAUUUUAUUUGGGGAUUGUGGUUAUAUAUGAAUUUGCUCUUACAAUGAACAAUAUGGGAUUGUGCUUUGCAUAAGAAUAAUUUUAAAAGACUCUGAGAGGGAGUCAGAGAGAGAGAGAGAGAGAUCCAUAGAAAUCCAUAUACUCAUCCAUAUAUGUGAACUCUGAUAUUCAUCUGAAAACAAAGUUCUCUUGAAAAGAAGUGGCAUAUGACCUAAAACCUUGAUACAAGUAGAGUUUGAAGUCAAGAGAUGGAAUUUCAGAUAUGAGAAAUAGUAUAUAGGUCACUGGUGAUGAUGAUCAAGUAUGGGGAAGGGUAAAAUAUAAGGUUAGAAUUGAGAGAAGGGGAAAGGUGAUGAAGGUUUAUAAUAUCACUAUUCUGCAUUAUUCAUCUAUUUCAGCUUCCACUCAUCUUCACAAAGCAACAUCUGCAAAACAGACAAUAUAGAAAAUAGAAAAGCUAUCCUUUUAAGUAAAGAAGUCAAUUAGUGAAGGUCUGACAAAAGUAUUUUGUUUUAAAGGUCAGAAGGAAUGCUUACAAAAUAACAUACCACAGCUUAGAAGAAAUUUAGCAAAAUCAUUCAGGGCUGACUACACUUACUAUGAAACCGUGAUAAACAAAGGCAAAGAUAUACUCCCUGAGACUCAGGAGUUUCUUCACUGCAUGAUAAUUUCUAAGGGGAGUAUGAAUGAUUAGGUAAAGGAAGGAAGAAAUAGAGCUCAAACAGAAUAUAGGAUAAGGAUGACCAAAGAUUUCUUUUAAUGGACCAUGACAUCAGGGGAAAAUUUCUCUGGAACUGAAAAUCAAACUGGAAGGUUAGUGAGAAAUAUGCUUCCAAUGCCUCAUACAGGUACAUAUGGUUGCAAGGGGAAAAAAGAUUUCAACAGUUAUCUUCAGAAUUGCCCUGAGAAUAAGAGAAUAAUAUCUAUCCUUAAUGUGGCCGAAUGCAGUCUUGGCUCAAUUUUACCUACUUAACAACAACCUGAGUUAAUUAGAUCUAUUCUAAUGACUCUUCUACUCAGGGAUCAGCCAACAGCCCAGAGUUGCUGAAUAGAUUUGGCUGGUGAUGUGCUAAAAAAUAGGAGAUGCAGAUCUAGAAAGAAAGGGGACUCCUUUCUCUUGGAUGACCCUAUAACAUUGAAAUUAUUCCUCUUUGUAUUCAAAGUUCUCUGUUAAUCAACUUCAACCAACCUAUCUCCUAUUAUUCCUAUUCUCAUCAUGAAAAUUCUAGCCAAAUUAGACAACUUGUCCAUCUUCACGCUUUUCUGCUCUUCACAAUUUAAUAGUUCCUCCCUUUUAAUUUCCAGGCUUCAUUAAAAAUCUAUUUCAAAUGUCACCUUCUCCAUGAAGUCUUCCCUGCUGCUCUUGCAAAAAAUGAUCACUUAUCCUUCUGAACUAAUAUAGCAUUGUUUAACACAUAUUAAACUUCAGCGUUCUAUCUUUAAUUUUAGGUCAGUCCAGCAGUCAACCAGCACUUAUUAAGUUUACUGUGUGCCCAGUACUGUGUGCCAAGUACUGAGGUUGCGAAGAAAGGCCAAAAAACAAUGAUAAAUGCACAAAAAAACUAGUCCCUGUUGUUUUGUUUUAUUUUUCUUUUGCAAAAGCCA
Messenger RNA from Monodelphis domestica (gray short-tailed opossum), 9869 nucleotides. RefSeq names its product syntrophin gamma 2 (gene SNTG2). Gene Ontology annotation, cellular component: dystrophin-associated glycoprotein complex; intracellular anatomical structure. The record is from RefSeq and is a predicted model, not a curated record. Gene Ontology annotation, molecular function: protein binding; structural molecule activity. Lineage: Eukaryota; Metazoa; Chordata; Mammalia; Didelphimorphia; Didelphidae.